CCCUUCACCGCGCCUCAGAGGUCUCACACUCAGUUCCUCACACGGAUGGCCUGACUGGCUUGGUGCCUGUCAUUUCGCUUCACUAAGUAAAGAGGAAUUCGGCAGAGAAGGAAGAGAGAGGCGUCCAGGGAUUACCGGGUCCCCGUCUGGCUGGGAGACAGUGAGUGGGGGGUGAACGCGGACGCCGGGGCGGAAGCGCCGAGAGCAGCGCGGCGUCCGCACGCGCCAGGCGGCCAAGUUUAAAUCUCCCGCCGCGCACAGCCGGAGCCCGACACCUCGACGCACCGGUGCCGAGGGGCACGAGCUGCGGGAGCGGCCCGGCGUCGUCGCGGGGCUCGCGGGCGGCGGCGGCAGGAACGGGUGCCGGGGAGGACUUACGCGCGGCCGUGAGCGACCGAAGGCGACGGAGGACGCGCGCAUCGCGACCGGCGUCGCGGCCAAGCCCUGUGCUUUGUUGGUGUGCCCAAGUCCAAAGCUUUCCUGGUUAGAUUUCAACUUCCAUUGAGUGACACGGAUUAGGGAGGGGCCUCAGGGUCCAGGAGACUUCAAUGAAUCCUCCUUCCACUUCCAAAUGUCUGUCCUUGUAGUCACUCCAUGGAUUCCUUUGGACAACCCAGACCAGAAGAUAGCCAGUCAGUAGUCAGCAGAAUGCAAAAGAAAUACUGGAAAACUAAACAGGUCUUUAUCAAAGCAACAGGAAAAAAGGAGGAUGAACAUGUGGUGGCAUCUGAUGCUGAACUUGAUGCUAAACUUGAGGUUUUUCACUCCAUUCAAGAGACAUGCUCUGAACUCCUGAAGAUAGUUGAGAAAUAUCAGCUAAGACUCAAUGUUAUAUCAGAGGAAGAAAAUGAACUAGGGCUCUUUUUAAAGUUUCAAGCAGAACGAGAUACAUCGCAAGCUGGCAAAAUGAUGGAUGCCACUGGCAAGGCACUCUGUUCCUCAGCUAAGCAAAGGUUCACAUGGUUUUGCAUCAUCCUUAAAUCUGUAGUCAAUAUGACAGUUUUGAUAUUGGCCCUGUAUACAACCCUGUCUCGUCUUAAGCAAGAAGUAGCAACAUUCAGUCAAAGGGCAGUAUCUGAUACACUGAUGACAAUUAAUCGGAUGGAGCAAGCACGCACAGAAUACAGAGGAGCUCUGCUGUGGAUGAAAGAUGUAUCCCAAGAACUGGACCCAGACACCUUAAAACAGAUGGAAAAGUUCAGAAAAGUACAGAUCCAAGUGAGAAAUAGCAAAGCUUCUUUUGACAAGUUAAAGAUGGAUGUUUGUCAGAAAGUGGAUUUACUUGGAGCUAGUCGCUGCAAUAUGUUAUCUCAUUCACUCACCACCUACCAGAGAACACUACUUGGAUUCUGGGAGAAAACAGCUCGAAUGAUGUCCCAAAUCUGUGGGGCCUGUAUUGGCUUUCAUCCAUAUGAUUUUGUAGCUCCUAAGCAACUACAAGACACUUCAAGCAAGCUUGCUGAAGACCACAAAGAAAAACAAGUAGAAAACAAUUCUCUCACUGAAGACCUCAAUAAGUUAGUUUUGUCAGAUGAGGAAGUGAGCUUGGGAAGUGAAUCAGCAACUGAAUAUCACAAGGAAAAAUAUCUUCAAAUAAGAAAAUGUGGAGUACCUCAGUUUUCUAACUCUGAAAAAAAUGUUACAAAAGAUUUACCUGUAGAUUCACUGGAAGAUGAUUUUGAGAAGGAAUUCUCAUUUCUGAACAACCUCCUAAGUCCUGUUUCUUCAAGUACUAAUGAAUUUACCCAAGAAUGCCAGACUGCCUUUGGGAGCCACAAUGCCAGUCUCAUGUCACAGGAGCCUUCUGCUGUGGGGUCUGAGCCUCUUGCUCAUUCUACACAAUUCCUUCCUUCACAUCUCUUUGACCUUGGCCUUCAUGCUGCUGGAGCUUUUAACAACUGGGCCUCCAAAGGGGGAUUCGAACUUCCCCUUUCACACACUGAUAACCAGCUGCUGCCUUCACAGAGUCCAGAGAAAUUAACAAAGUCUCCCAACAAUAGUAACCAAGACAUGUCAGCCUGGUUCAAUCUAUUUGCAGACUUGGAUCCACUUUCAAACCCAGAUGCUAUUGGACACUCAGAUGAUGAACUUCUUAAUGCUUGACUGAAAUUAUGAAAUAACUUUAGUAGCAUUAAGACAUCAAUUUUGUAACAUAUUGCCUGGUGGAAAGGACUUUAUAUUGUAACCCAUACCCAAAAGCAUCGUGUUUGUGAAUAUAACACUUGUCAGCCAACUUUAAACAGAUAGCAAGAACCACAUCUGAAUAGUCUUUUUAAUAUCUUAGAUUUGCAGCUGUUGAUAAUAUGUGGAAAAUUUUAGAAACUGUUGAGUCUGAAAUAGAUGAAUUUCAAAAUAACAACUAGGAAUGUUCUGUCAAUAAGGAGUUGGGCUUAUUUUUUUGGAAAGCCUUUUAUGUAAGAGUUGCUGGCUGUGAUAAUUUUUUAUGUGGAUAAAGGACAGCAUGUAAAUUGGGUGAUUUGGUGUUCGUUUUUAAAUAAAAUAGUGGCAAGCAGAA
Hipposideros armiger (great roundleaf bat) is the source of this 2515-nucleotide messenger RNA. RefSeq names its product islet cell autoantigen 1 like (gene ICA1L). Gene Ontology annotation, cellular component: Golgi apparatus. The record is from RefSeq and is a predicted model, not a curated record. Bases 595 to 2103 code for a protein of 502 amino acids. The transcript is spliced from 14 exons. Gene Ontology annotation, biological process: regulation of transport. Lineage: Eukaryota; Metazoa; Chordata; Mammalia; Chiroptera; Hipposideridae. Gene Ontology annotation, molecular function: protein domain specific binding.